Molecule: messenger RNA, 1304 nt
Organism: Armigeres subalbatus
Lineage: Eukaryota; Metazoa; Arthropoda; Insecta; Diptera; Culicidae
Exons: 3
Coding region: 6-809 (267 amino acids)
Source: RefSeq, a predicted model, not a curated record
CAAAUAUGGUAAAUUUGAUUGUUAUCAAAAAUCGUGAAAGUGCAUCUAAAAUGUUUACGACUCUCAAAGAUUCACAUAGAAUGAUGUCAACUGAAGAGGCAUUCGAAUAUUUUUUAGACUGCGAUUUUACCAAAUAUGCAUAUGAGCAAACAGUGAAAAAGAACCCAUCAAGGUUUCCGAGCUACCAUGUAAUCAAGAGCAUGAAAAAAGUUUGCUCCCCUUUAGCCGAGUCAAUCGAAGAGUCACCAUCAAAAAUUCAGGUCAAAUUACAGGCACUCAUGAACCAUACAGCAGAAAGAAUCAUCAAGAUCAUUGAUGCGGAAAUCGUCCAACAAAUGAAUACCAACGAUUACACAGAGCUAGUGCUUUCAAGCAGCUGGGGUAUGGAUGGUUCUACAGGCUAUUCACAAUACCACCAAGCGCUAUCAAUGCCAAAUCAAAAGGAUGACAGUGACGUCUUUUCAGUGACGACAACUCCUAUACAACUUUAUUAUCAGAACAACAAGAAAAGCAUUUUGUGGCAUAACUUAACACCCCAAAGCAUUCGGUUCUGUAGGCCAAUUAUGUUGGAGUUUAUCAAAGAAUCUAAAGAGAUGGUACUUAACACCAAGAGAUAUAUUGAAAAUCAAAUAAGUGAGCUUGUCCCAGUAAAAAUCCAAUUAUCGAAUGACGAAUUUGUUUUGGUUGAUUUUAUUUUCGUUAUGAGUAUGAUCGACGGCAAAGUUCUUAAUUAUGUAACCGAUACUUCUUCCAUGUCCAACUGUCCAAUUUGUGGAGCUACUCCAAAUGUAAUGAGUGAUAUAAAGUAGCUUGAAGCAGGAUACGAAUCGAACGAAAACGCUCUUCAUUACGGCAAAUCUCCACUGCACGCUUGGAUGCGAUUUUUUUAGUGUUUAUUACAUAUUUCCUACAGUAUGGAAAUUAAAAAGUGGAAGAUCACGAUGGAUUUAAAGGCCAAAUUUCUUGAUCGGAAAAAACUCGUUACUGAAAAACUGUACGAAGCAUUCGGAGUACGAGUUGAUCAACCCAGGGCAGGUGGAGCAGGGACCAGCACAACAGGAAACGUGUGUCGAAAAGCAUUUUCAAAUCCUGAAUUACUUUCCAAAGUUUUGGACAUUGACGAAGAUCUUAUUGUUAGAUUUCAAUUGCCAAGAUUCGAUCAAUCCUAAAAAAAUGGAUGACUAUUGUAAAGAAACAUAUCGGCGAUAUAUUAAAUUGUAUGAUUGGUAUAAAAUUCCAGCAACAGUGCAUAAAGUACUCGCUCACGCUGGAAGCAUAAUAAUCCAUUCACCGGCUCCUCUUGG